Molecule: messenger RNA, 396 nt
Organism: Hemiscyllium ocellatum (epaulette shark)
Lineage: Eukaryota; Metazoa; Chordata; Chondrichthyes; Orectolobiformes; Hemiscylliidae
Product: branched-chain-amino-acid aminotransferase, cytosolic-like
Exons: 4
Coding region: 49-396 (115 amino acids)
Biological process (GO): L-leucine biosynthetic process; L-valine biosynthetic process
Cellular component (GO): mitochondrion
Molecular function (GO): branched-chain-amino-acid:2-oxoglutarate transaminase activity
Source: RefSeq, a predicted model, not a curated record
GGGAGAUAUCCUGAAGCUGGACACCAGGCAGCCGAUCUGCAGAUUGAAAUGGCCCAGACGUCAGCCAAGAAGCCAGACCCGAACCAGCUUGUAUUCGGGACUUCGUUCAGCGACCACAUGUUGAUGAUUCAGUGGACGGCCGCAAGAGGCUGGGAGAGGCCACAGAUUAAACCACUGCAGAACCUCUCACUGCACCCUGCAGUGUCAGCUCUACACUACUCAGUGGAGUUGUUUGAAGGGCUGAAAGCCUACCGCGGAGUGGAUAAUAAGAUUCGCCUGUUCCGACCCAUGUUGAAUAUGCAGAGGAUGCUGCAGUCGGCCAUUCGAUCCUGUUUACCUGCUCCCGAGGUGAAAGAUGAGGUGUUCCUCCUCCAGUUUGCUGGCGGCCUUGUUUAG